AUGUCCCUGUGUGCAUCUUCUCACAAGGACUUUUCUCAGUUGCUGCCACUUCAGGAUAUUGGAUGCAAUAAAACAGAAAUUAAAAACUCACCCGCUGGUAUCGUCUCUCCAGUCCCCUACAGCUGUAAUCAGUCCACACUGACAGCAGAGCACAGUCCAGUCUAUAUCCCCUCCUCCUACAUGGAGAACAGACAUGAAUAUUCUGCAAUGGCAUUUUGCAGUCCUGCUGUGAUGAAUUACAACAUUACCAGCAAUUUUGGUGAUUCGGAGAGUGUAUCUGUGAGGCAAACGUCAAGCCCCAGUGCGUUAUGGUCUGCUCCUGGCCACCUCUCCCCUCUGACACUGCACUGUCAGUCAUCACUUCUGUAUGCAGAGCAGCCAAAGAGUCCGUGGUGCGAGGCAAGACCGAUGGAGCCAGUGCUGCCUGUCACCAGAGAACCAUUAAAAAGAAAAACUAAUGGCAGUGACUGUACAAGCCCAAUUGCAAAUAAUCCUGGCUCAAAAAGGGAUGCCCACUUCUGUGCAGUCUGCAGUGACUAUGCUUCAGGAUACCACUAUGGGGUCUGGUCAUGUGAAGGCUGCAAAGCAUUCUUUAAAAGAAGUAUUCAAGGACACAAUGAGUACAUCUGCCCCGCCACCAAUCAGUGCACAAUAGAUAAGAACAGGCGCAAGAGCUGCCAGGCGUGCCGGCUGCGGAAGUGUUACGAAGUGGGCAUGAUGAAAUGUG
This is a messenger RNA of Merops nubicus (carmine bee-eater), 727 nucleotides long. Its product is annotated as estrogen receptor beta. The transcript is spliced from 3 exons. Gene Ontology annotation, molecular function: DNA-binding transcription factor activity; sequence-specific DNA binding; zinc ion binding. The annotation marks the transcript as partial. Gene Ontology annotation, biological process: regulation of DNA-templated transcription. NCBI's taxonomy places the organism in Eukaryota, Metazoa, Chordata, Aves, Coraciiformes, Meropidae. The record is from RefSeq and is a predicted model, not a curated record.